AUGGACGGGAUGAAUGAACAGGAGAGAGCCAUUGCUUGGCUUUGGGCCAUUGAAGCCCUGGCAAGCUUUAGAGAAGUUGAUGUAUCUCUUUUACAUGACUUGGUUGAGAUGGCUCCAGCUUUACCUGAUGAUAUGGGAAAGAAGGCAAAGGAAAGGGUCGCUUUGAGAUGUUUGGAAGGUUUGCUUGGUCCUUGUAAUGUGAUGAGCAGUGAUGUUCCUUCUGCCCAGCAUUCAAAAUGCAGCUUUGAUUUAUCUGAAAGCUGUGAAAAUGUUCUUAAACGCAUUGUAGAUGAGACACCAGAAUCUGAUCUGAGAGUGGGUGGACCAGGGAUGUUGAAAUGGGAUAUUCGCCCCUUCAUUAUUCACAAAAGAGCUUCUUUGCCUAAAUGUGCAUUGAAACAGCUGAAAGAUUCGAUUAUUGAUGGCACCCAUCCACAUGCUGAUUUCUUGAGAGUAAAGAGUGGUUUAACACGAAGUUAUGGUGAUAGAGUUCCUGUGGGUGGUCGUAAUACUAGGCUCAAUGAGAGCUGCUCCAGUGCUCAAAACAUGGGAGUCAAAGGGAACUCCGAUCCUUUGAUUAAUCAGAAUGAGAAUAAACCAUCAGAAGCAGAUCCAGAUAAUGCAAAUAUAUUGCCUUCCAAAGGGGAUAGGAUUGCCUCAGAUGCUGAAAACAUGGAAGAUGAAAACCGUAGUAGCAUAAAUGAUUCUGAUGAUUGGCAUAUAAACUCCAAGAAGAUGAAACAAGAUGGCUCUUAUGUUUUACGGUCUACAGAACAGAACCAACUUCCUUUACAUGGAAAAGAACGUUUGGAAGAUUUGUCUGAGAGGGAAAGGUGCAACUUGGCAGGAAAUCAUAUGGGAACGAUGGAGGAAGGCACGGUCUUAGAGGAUGGUCAUGAUGAUACCGCCUCAAAGAGAAGUGGACAGAGCAGUAGCGAUGCUAUCCAUAAGAGUCAGUCAAAAAAUCAUCUUAAUGCCACUUCAAUGCCUGAAGAAACAUUGUGGGAUGACGCCCAUCAAGAUUCAAAUGUUGGUCAAGCUGAAGAUGAUGGUGGGCUUCAUCCUGAACCAAGAACAUCAGGUGUUGCUCCUUCAGAUGGAACCCAACUUAAUGUUUCUGCUAAAGUAUUCAAUUGUAAUAGCGAGCAUGAUUUUCAUAUUAAAGCACCGCAUCCUGCAUCCGCAGAUGGAUCCCAAGAGAAGAGCAUUGCUGAAGAUGGCAAGGACUUGGCUAGGGAAAACCUGGCAGAUGGAAACUGUAAUAGAGUAAUUCAUUCUGAUGAUUGCUAUGUAAUGGCCAAAAGGAUGAAAUGGGAUGCCUCAUUUGUUUUACAGUCUAUAGAGCAGAACCAAAUUCCUUUACAUGGAAGAGAACUGUUGGAAGAUUCAUCUGAAAGAGAUGUUCCACUUUCUGGGAGAGAAAGGCGUGACUUGGCAGAAAAUCAGAUAGGAAUGAUGGAUGGAGGCAAGGUCAUAGAGGAUGAUCAUGAUUAUCAUACUGCCUCAAAGAGGUGUGGACAGAGCACUGACAAUGCAGUCCAUAAGAGUCAGUCAGAAAAUCCUUGUAAUGAAACUUCAAUGACUCAAGGCACGUUUCAGGAUGGAGCCCCUCAAUAUACAUAUGUUGAUAAAGCCAAAGAUGACGGUGGACUUCAUCCUGAACUAAGAGCAUCCUGUGUUGCUGUUCCAGAUGAAACCCAGCAUAAGGUUUCUGCUGAAGUAUUCAAUUGUAACAGUGAGCAGGAUUUUCAUAUUGAAAUACCACAUCCCGCAUCUGUAGAUGAACCCCGACAGAAGAGCAUUGCUUAUGAAGACAAAGAUGAUACGGAACAAUGUCCUGAAACAAGAAUAUCAGGUACUGCUCCUCUAGGUGAAACCCAGCAUAAGGAUUCUGCUAAAGAAUCUGAUUCUAACAGUGAGCAUGAUUCUCGCAUUGAAAUAGCAUGUCCUGCAUCUGCAAAUGGGUCCCAGCAGAAGAGCAUUCCGGAUGAAGCGAAAGAGCUCUUGGAUUGGCUACGCCAUUAUGAGUCAGAGACAUUAACUGAUAAUGAUGGAUUUCAUGAUGAGAAGAUUGAUGUCGCCAUGAAGAAGCAUGCUUUCUUGAGUUCUCAAUGCACAUCUAGUCAUCGUUCCUCAGUGACAGCUGACUGGACAGAGAGAAAUCUUGGUAAGAGUAAUGAAAGCGGUCAGUUGUUGAUUUGUAAAACCAGUGAUUGUCCUGUUGUGGUGCAUGAAAAUUGGCUGCGUUCCUCAGCCAUUCAUUAUGAGAAGGGUAACUUUUACUGCCCCUUCUGUAUAUAUUCUCUUGAUCUUACUGAAUACCUUGAAGCUAAGAAAGAAACUUCCCUUUUAAAGAAAGACCUAGAUGCGUUUAUUCAUACUCUGGAACAUCAGCCAAAGGAAUGUCUUGGAAGACCAAACAACAAAGAGAAUUUCUGCAUGAGGAAUUUUGAUGAAGAUCUUAAUGAAAAAAGUCACCAGAAUGGGCAUUUGGGAGAGAGAGAAGAAAAUCUAGGAAAGCAAUGUGAAGAACAUGCAAAUGAAGUCAAUGACUUUCAAUUUCAGAAUAUUACAGGUGAUGAACAACAUGUAGCACCUUUUGCAUCACGUGGUCAUGUCAAUUCAGAGUGUGGAGAUGAAAGUGCUACUGCAGUUUGUAGAAAACUUGAUGUAUCAACUGGUAAAAAGGAAGAGGAAGAAAAGGUGGCCCGGGAGUGCAUACCUGUAGGUGUUCCUUUGUCCAGUAAAAACACAGAAAACCUUCUUAUUGACCAAGGAUAUGAAGUUAAUUUUGAUUCCGAGCAAGUUGAUAAUCAGAAGUCUAGCACUUCCAAAUAUUCUAUAAGACCCCGAAGGAGCAAAAUCCCUUACUCAUACCCGGCAACUGCUCAGUUAAGGCGGAUUAAAGUUCCAUGGACAGUUGAGGAGGAAGAAAUGCUCAAGAAGGGAGUGGAAACAGUUUCAAGAAAUGAUGAAGGAAAUAUUCCAUGGAAGCAAAUACUGGAAUUUGGUGGUUCUGUGUUUCUGCAUAGUCGUACCCCAAUUGACCUUAAGGAUAAGUGGAGGAACAUAUGCAGGCGAAGGUCGAAGUCGAAAUGA
This is a messenger RNA of Prunus armeniaca (apricot), 3099 nucleotides long. The record is from the annotation of a GenBank genome assembly. NCBI's taxonomy places the organism in Eukaryota, Viridiplantae, Streptophyta, Magnoliopsida, Rosales, Rosaceae.